This is a messenger RNA of Rubroshorea leprosula, 2217 nucleotides long. The record is from the annotation of a GenBank genome assembly. NCBI's taxonomy places the organism in Eukaryota, Viridiplantae, Streptophyta, Magnoliopsida, Malvales, Dipterocarpaceae.
UUUGAAGGAAGUUAGGGUUAGAGGCGAGAAGGAUUUGGAAUGUGCAACAAAGGGGUUUUUUUUUUUUUUUUUUUUAUGUGGGAUCCUGAUUUAUUCCUCCUCCCUACUUCGUGCAGAGUUUGAGAAAAUGUCCUCAGAAGGAACAGAAAGUGUAAUUGGGAGUGAGGUGAUGCCCCUAGACUAUGGGAGCAUGGACGCAGAGAGCAGUCCAUCUCCAUCUAGUUCGGAGAAAACGGUAGAGGGGGUGAGAGGAGAUGAGGUGGUGGAGGUUGGGGAGAGAGAGGUGGUAGAGGUGGGGAGGAAUGAGGUGGUAGGGGUUAGGGUAGAUAGCAUACCCAUUACCGUAGUAGAAGUAGAGGGUAGAGGAGAGAGGAAUUAUGAUGUGAAUGCAGAAAUAGUGGAGGAGGUGAAGCAGUACAGAUCUGAGCUAAGGACCAGGGAUAGCCUGGGUCACUUAGUAGAAAAUUACGAGAUCUCGUCUCGAGUGUUAGUUAGGCCAGCUGAGGUAGAGGAGAGGGCGUGCUCUGCUCCUCGGGAUCACUGGAUGCCUGUGUAUUCCCACUAUUUGAUAGCGGGACUCAGGUUUCCACUUCCUGAGUUGCUAGUGGGUUUACUGUUAGAUUACAACAUAGGGUUGACACAGUUGGUCCCCAACGCAAUGUGGGGGGGUAGUAGGAGAGAUAAGGGGUGGUAUUAUUUCACCCCGAGGGUGGCUAGUAAGGAGAGUAGGUCGUUGUUUACGGCGGGUCCUUCAUCCAUUAAAGGAUGGAAGGAGAAAUUCUUUUUUGUAGAUGAUACGGAGUGGGGAAAAGGGGAUGCCAAGGUGAGGGAGUUAGCCUCCUGGAAGGCCAAAAGGGCCAACCAGAAUAGCGCACAAUGCAUAGAGGCUACUGAGCUCUAUGGGCCAAGCGCUUUGAGUGAAGCUGAAAUGGACCAGUUCCUGAACACUGCUGGAGGAGCGGCCAUCCCCAAGAAGCCAAGGAAGAAGUCAAAGACUUCAACCAAACAAGUGGAUGAGGGGAGGACCAGGAAAGAGGCAGUGCUUGCGGCUUCAGCUGAGACGGAGGAGGAGAGGGUGGUGGAGGAGGAGACGGGGAAUGAGGUCCCUGUGUUCGUACCUCAGCCUUCUCUUGUUGAGCUUGACCCUGAGCUCAAACAGUUGGAGGAGGGGGCUGAGGUACGAGCUCCUGGUAAGGGAAAGGGCCCUAUUCCCCCACUGGGGCCUCAGAGCAGCCUGUUCGAGGUGAAGAACAUAACGGGGGCCAGGUGGUUCAUUAACAACACCUUCCCCAAGGUGGACCAAAGCAACGCGCGGGAGGAAGCUCUGAGGUAUGGUGGAGCGUCCGUGGUGAAGCAUGUUCUAGAGCGCAAACUGGGUGAAUGGUCUAGCCCAGGAAUUCAGGGAGAGCCUGAAGGAUCGCGCACUCUUGCAGAGGCAGCGGGACUAGCUGCAGAAAGAGAAGGAGGAUUGGAGCAGGAGAGGGCUUCCCUGAGCACCAAGCUCACUUUUGAGGAGAGUAAACGAAGGAUCGUUGAAAGCGAGCGUGAGGCUCAGGCGCAAGAAAUGAAGCUGAUGACGAAGGCAUUCAAGGAGUUGAAGGGGAACAUGCGGAAGUUAGUGCAUAAUGGGAUGAAGGAGCACAUCAGCAACUUCAUCAGUUCCAGCUCCUUUGAUAGCAUCGUCAACCUGUACCGGCUGCCCACUGCCAUCAUCGCUUUUACAGACUGCAGAAAGAAGGUGAAGGCUGAAUAUCCCGAAGUGGAUGUGACGAAGAUCACCUUCGGCGAGCAAGAAGGAGGAGUGGAGGAGGAUGGCGAGAGCAUGUCAGCAGACUUCCAUCCUCAGAUUAAGCUGAGGUGGGAGGAUGAUGCAGACGGUCUUGCUGUUUUUCCUCCACAGUUCGACUUCGAGUUCGUUGCAGUGGAUGAAGAAGGGGCAGAGGUAGAAGAGGGCGAGAUGAAGGCAGGAGUGGAGGGAACUGAAGUGGGUGAGGUCCAACCAGUUCCAGAAGUGGAGAUUCAUCUAGUUCCUUCUGACGAUGAGCAGCCUCCUAUACCGGAUGAGCAGCAGCUAACUCAGCCACCUCCUUCAGCUGAGCAGGAGCCAGUGGAGCCACCUCUCCCAUCAGGGAAAUAAUUUUGUUUUUUGAUUUUUUGUAAAGACUAUUAAACAGUUUGUAAUAUUUAUGUUAUUCUGAAUGAAAAUUCAUUUUUGAA